ACCUACGACUCCUGUUUGUUGAAGUUAAAGUAUUUGAUGCUACGAUUUGGAGUUUGAAAUUGUUCGCUUUCAGAGCUCAAAUAGGAAAAGUUAUUCUUGAAAAUGGAAAACCAACAUUCCAUUAUCAUUUUGAAAACCUGAGAGUUAAACUGAUCGACAUGAGACUUUUUCAAAGAAGUAUCACAAGGGGGUGUGUUGUAAAUCAAGUUAUUGGUAGGGAUCCUACAAAUACAGCGGUUAUAUUGACUCCUGGUAUAAAAUCAUCACCUGGUAGAUAUGAUAUUUUUUAUGCAGCCGGGUCAAAUGAGGGUGGGAUGGAUGUCCUAUCAUGGACAAAAUUGACAAAGACAUCAUUGUUAAUUCCUUUCCGCAUAAAUCACAGCAUCCCUUUGUAUUGGACUGUAAAAGUUAAAACAUUGGAUGGACAACAAAGUACAGUUAAAUGUUAUCUAAAGACAUAUGAUAACACUCUACCAGAUGGACGAAUUGAUGUCAUGUAUCCAUACACCAGUCACCCACAUCAACUAGGAGGAAAAGUGGUAGUUUUUGAUGAAUCAAAGAUGAGCAUCAAUCAAAAAUACGCAGUUGGGUUUUCUCAAGGAGAGAAAGGCAAUCAGGUCCUUGAUUGGAGGUUUUUUAAUUUGACCAGUAAAUCCCAAAUGUUUCUCAAAAAGGGUAAGCUUUUUGACAAUGGAAAAGAUGGUAAACUUACAACUUUGCCUUUGCGGUCUUUUCAUGCAAAUGAUCACGAUGUUUGUUCAGAAGAAUGUAUCAGAUUUGGUGAACGAUGUGUGUCAUUUGACUUUGAAUUCCAUACGGAAACUUGUGAUCUUCACUCAGUGAUAGAGGGCCCUAAAGCAGACAUAAGAAUAAGUGGAACUUAUAAGCAUUAUGAGCGACUUGACGUUGGACAUUCUUACUUUAUUCAGCAUAAUUUAGAUCUUCAGCAUGGCCAGAGGUAUUUCAUAAAUGCAGACAUAACCAACGUGUUAAAGUACAAAAGUAUCUUAUCGUCGCUUGGUACAAUGGUUGAUUUUACACCACCGGAACCCGAUUACAUAGGGGAAGCAAAAUACGAUCAGAUGGUUGCUGAUAGAUGUCGAGCGUCAAUAAUUCAACGAUGUGAUGUUGUCACAUGGAAACAAAAUCAUAGAAAAAUAAUAGACGGUCACAAUGCAGACACAGUGUACAAUGGACAUCUACCGAAAACAGAUAUGAGGUUUACUCUGACUAACAAUUUUGCUUCUUCUAACUGGAGACCUUUCACAGAUAAAGAAAGUGGGAUCUUUGGAUAUACUUGGGCAUUUGGCACUACUAUUUGUGGGACAGAUGUCUCGGACUUUAUCGACCCCCAUAAACAUCUCGCAAACAAAAGAUUUUGGACGUACAUUGGAUAUGCUCGAAAUCUCCAUCUUCCUGACGGGAAGUAUUACGUCACCAUACAAGCGGUUAAUAAUGUAGUCCAUGGUGGUGCUUUAGUUACCACCGUCUGUCAUUCUACUCCAAUCGUGAUAGAUACAACACCACCUAUAUUUAAAGGUGUUUCGGAUAUCAUUUUCGAUGAAGACUUUAAUUUGAUGGCCAUUUAUUUUGAAGCAGAGGAUAAAGAAUCCUUGCUUUCAAGAAUUGACUUUGGACUAGGCAAGACCAAACAUGAUGUGGAAGUUCGUGGAUAUUCCAGGUUACCAUAUCCACAUCGAGAUAACCCCUAUAUUGUGAUAAACGACUUAAAUCUUACUUCAGGAGAACCUGCCUGGUUAAGAAUAAGAGCCGUCAAUAAUGUGGAGCUAUCUAAAGCAGGACACAGUGAUGACCCAAUUCUCAUCGAUAGAUCUAAGCCCAUAGCUGGAGAUGUGUUAGACGGAGAUGUGAUAGAUAAAGACGAAAAAUAUCAAGCGGAAAAUGAUAGGAUUUGUGCUACUUGGAAGGGGUUUUAUGAUCCAGAGUCUGGGAUAGAUGAAUACCGCUGGGGUGUUGGUUCAUCCCCAGGACUCGAUGACAUUUUGGCGAUGAAAUUAUUUCAUAGAAGUGUGAAAGCCGCAUGUGCCCCUGUUGUCCUUGUCCAUAACAAGACAUACUACAGUGUCGUAGAAGCAAAAAAUAGUGCUUUAAAUGCAAAAAGCGUCCAGAAAACAUCAAAUGGCGUUCUAGUUGACAUAUCAAACCCCCUAGUAGGUUGGAUACAUGACGGUGACGAUCAAGAGAAUGAUAUGUCUUUUUCCUCUGAAUCGGCGAUACUUACGGCAAGAUGGGGAAAUUUUUCCGACCCUGAGAGCAACAUUCACCAUUAUAUCGUCGAUGUCUUUGUGAAUGACUUGAAAGUAAAAUCUUUCAAUGUUGGAAACCAAGAAGCACUUCAUGAUUUGUCCAUGAGUUUUUCACAAGGGGACUAUAUAUAUUCCCAAAUAACUGCCUUCAAUGGAGCAGGGUUGUUAGUAUCACAUAGAUCAAGCGGUUUUGUCAUAGACUUGAGCCCACCGCUAGUAAAGUACAUUCAUGAUACAAAAGAUGGGAAACAAUUUCAGAGCAAUUCACAUACUCUAUCAUAUUCCUGGAAGUUUAUUGAUCCAGAAUCUGGGAUAAAAGAAUAUCGCCUUACGGUUCAUGAAGUUGAAUAUGGAAUGCAAAGACAACUUUUGCCACUCAGAGAGAAGUAUAUCAAAACAGCGGAGGAGAAUGUUACUUUCACGGGCCUUUCACUAAAAGAUGGUCAUAGGUACAUUCUAAAAAUAGUGGCUAUAAAUAGAGCUGGAAUGCCAGCGCUUCACGAAUCGGAGGGCGUUACUGUGGAUGUAUCACCACCUGCAGUAACUGAGAUUCACAUCGGAUUACCGGAUGUGGAAGAAGAGCUAGAGGAUGGUAAAGUAAUGCAUGCUGAUCAGACAGCUAUGACAAUAAGUUGGAGAGCCAUCGACUACCAGAGCACUGUAGAGAAGGUCUGGAUAGCCAUUGGUCUUAGUUCCAAUGAUACGUCAAUAACAAAUGGGUUUAGAGAGUUCGCAGGUGGAAAUGUCGCACACAUUACAGGGCUUUCGUUGGCACCUUCAGCAAUUAAUGGAAGCCAGAUCCAGUACUAUUUCGUUACUAUAAAAGUUGAAAAUGGGGCUGGAUUAGUUUCCUUUCCAAAAACAUCAAACCCUAUAUAUGUAAUGAAGAGCAAUGUUCCCGGUACAGUGUACGAUGGACGAAGAGUUUUAAUUGACGAGGAUUAUACAUAUGAUAAAACCUCCUUAGCCAUGUCUUUUAAUGGUUUUGAGAGUGAAGCGUGCAACAUUGUACAAUAUGAAUGGGCUAUUGGAUAUAAACCAUUUUCAUAUGAUGUUUUACCCUUCACUGAAUACGGAAUAGUAAUGCGCAACAAAACAUUUGGUCAGGGACAAAUACAUUUAACAUUAUAUGAAGACUCUUCUUACUUUAUAACAGUAAGAGCGAAGACUGGAUUUAAUUGUCCGACAGGCGAAUAUAUUUUAUCUUGUUCUGAUGGCAUAAAAUUAGACACAACUCCUCCUUCCAUUCAUAUGCAGUUUGCGGGAGCGCCAAUUACUGAUAAAAGGGAAACAAUAUAUCAGAAAAUAAUGGAUUCCAUGGAUUUGAAAUGGAAUAUGAGUGAUACGUCAGAUGUAUCAGAAUCUUGGUGGUCAAUAGGCACUCUGCCCGGAAGACAAGAUGUAUUCAGAGAGAUGAAGUCGAAAAAAUACUUCAUUCCAGCUGGUGUUCUUCAACUUGGUCAAGGACAAACAGUUUAUGUGACUAUAGGGGCAAAAGAUAACGCCGGAAACAAAGCGCAAAUUUCAUCACCGCCCAUUAGUAUUGAUUUAACACCGCCUGCUGUUCAUAAUUUUGUUUGUACACCAUACAUUUCUGUUCGGAAAUCAUUGGUUACUUGUACAUGGGAUAUGAUUGAGGAAUGGGAGAGUACUGUUACCAAUGCUGCUAUUGGCAUUGGUAUAAAUGAGACGAUGGCAACAGUUUCUCAAUUUCAUUCAAUUGCACAUCUCUCGAAGAGUUGGACAAGAGAUCUUCAUUUAAAGCUUAUUGAUAUGACUCUCCCCAACAUUUUCAUCAUAAUGAAAAUUAAAAAUUCUGCCGGAUUGGAAACUCUCAAACAUUUUGAAGUUGUUGUUGAUCACACACCUCCACAGCAUGGAAAAGUACAAAUUGUGACAUCAAUAAAAACGGAAAAUGUUAAAAGGACAAAACAAAAGUGUCAGAUUCCCCAAACGUUCAUUGAAAUUCAGACGACUAACUGGGAAGAUACUGAUUCUGGAAUAGAAAGGUUUCAGGUAGCCGUUGGCUCAAACGGAAAAACAACGGAUAUACUUAACUUUAGUGAUUUUGAAAUUGAGGAAAUUAUAAUCAUUCCAAAUUUGAAUAUGAUUGAGGGCAGUAGUGUUUCUGUCACAGUUCGGGCAUAUAAUAAAGCAGGAUUGUAUGGUCAGAAAAGUUCUGAAGCAGUGUCAAUAAGUCCAAAUCCAAAACUUCUAGUUUACGACGGUCCAAAUGAAUUGGAUGUGGAUUUUCAACAGUCUUUAUCAUCUUUAGAAGGUAUCUGGCGAUACUCUGACAAUUGUCACGUAGUGUCGGUAGAAUGGGCGGUAGAAAGUGUUGAUGGAAAAUUAGUUCAAAAAUUUACGAGUGUUCCAUCAGCAUUACAUCAUUUUUAUUCAGAUCUUAUAGUUUUGAGAAACGGAUUGAAUUAUAUUAACGUUAUAAGAACAAUUGAUGCCUUAGGUAGAGUUCGUAUUAGCAGAUCCGAUGGUAUUACAGUUAAGAUUCAACCCCCCUCUCCAGGUGUAGUAAGAGAUGGACAUGAUGAUGAUAUUAAUUAUCAGGAAUCAAACACUGAAUUAAAUGUAAACUGGGAUAAUUUCGGAGACAGCAACAGUAAAGAUCCUACAGAGAAAAUUGUCCGAUAUGAAGUUGCUGUUGGCAAUGAUAUCCGAUUCGAAGAAACACGAAGUAAUGUUCACUACUUCGUAGAUGUCGGUCUAAAGAAUAAUCACACAUUCACAGGACUGAAUCUGACGAUGAAGACAGUGACAUAUUAUGCAACAGUUCGAGCAUAUAGUGAAGCUGGGAGCAUCCAGAUUGGAAUAUCGAAUGGCAUUAAAGUUGGAUUCAACGAGGUGUUGGUGUCAGGCAAUGUUGAAUAUAAUGCAGUACAGUCAAGAACCGAUAUGAUUUCAGUUUCGUGGUCCGGAUUUGAGGCAGAUCUGGGAAUCGGCUAUUUUCUAAUUGGAAUAUCUUCUUCUCAACCGCUUAUCCCGAAUGACACACAAGAAUGUCAACGUUUUGGGGACUUUGAAAGUCUUUUUGAUAUAAAAAAAUUGGAAAAUGUGGGGAAGGACACAUUUGCGGAGAUAAAGGAAAUAUUGCUUGUACAUGGUCGAACAUAUUAUACGACAGUUAUUGCUGCAGAUGUUACAGAGAAAUGCAUAGGAAGUACUGGAAAAGCUUUACUCAUUGACACUACUCCGCCGCAAGAGGGAAACGUGGUUGUCGAAGGAAAGUAUGACAGCAACGUUGUUUACGUUAAAACUAAUGAUCAGCUCACUGUGAAUUGGGACGGUUUUCAAGAUAAUGAAUCCAGUAUAACGCAUUACGAAGUAAAUUUGUUCUCUGCAACAACAUGCCAGGCCUUAAAACCAAAUACAAAAGAGAUUCCAGAUAUCUAUAAAAAUGAAACAUCCAUUAGAGUACAUGCUGAACGUAGAGUAACUUUUUAUGAGUUAUCUCUGAAGGAGUCAAACACAUAUGUCAUCAGUAUAACAGCACAUAAUGCUGCAAGAUUGAAGACAACUAGUAUAUCAAUACCUAUACGAUGUGACAUUUCUCCGCCGUCUAAAGGUUCGGUGAAAUCUGGUAAUAGUUGGUUUCAGGACAUAUCUUUCCAGUCAUAUACAAAUUCCUUCAAUGGUACAAUUGCUGUUGCUCACUCUAAAUCAGCAUACAUAUGUGAACGACAACAACAUAUUUUUCCAGCUGUGGAAGAUGAACUUAUUACCCUCACUGGAAGAUUCGAUCCACAGUGCGUGUUGACAUCUGAUUCAAUGCUCAAUAUAGAAAUACGGCAUGAUGACAAUUUAAGGGGAAUCAUCAAAGGUGGUGUUGAGUCAAGGAAAAGAAAACUUAGAUCAGGAAAUUACUCUAUGGUAAUUCGAACGGCAAAGGGAAAAAACAUUGUAACCACCAUUUUUCUGGCAUCUGGGAGUACUUCUGUGAAAGAGGACUUUAGAUACAUACAAGAAAAGGAAUCAUCCACCAAUAAGUAUGUACAUCUUUAUCAUGCAGUAAACAGUGCCAACAAUGUGACCUCAUCUGAAUCAAACGAUGGAAUGAGCACUACACCUAGAAUAGAUAACAGCACGUUUCCCACCUCUAACAAUUCUGAUUCAUUAUCUAAUCCUAAGGAUAUUAACUUGUCUGAAAAGAUAUCCAAUUUUGGUCAAGAAGGAACAUUUGGACUUGGGUUCCAUCUGCCUGGGUAUACAUUCAACGAUAAAUGGAUUGUAUUUGUUUGGGUACUUGAUCAAUACACUUAUUCAACUCGGCAAGUUUUAAUUGACUUUGAUCCAAUAAGUGAACAUACAGAAUAUUCCAUUCAAAUAUCAAACAGCACUUCCUCGGCCGGAAGCACAUGGGAUGUCGUGUUCUUUAUCAAAAACCGUCAAGUGGCUCAAUUUACUGGCUUACAAUUUGAAAAUGUGGCAACCUUUGGCACUUACAAUUGGAAUGAAGAUGACUACGUCCCUCCAAUUUUGAAUGUAGAUUUCCCCAUUGCUUUCUACACAUCUUCAAGUGUGAAAAGUAUGAAGGAGCCCAUUCCAGAUGAUAAACCAUGCAUGCAUGGUUUGUCGUUUUUCGACGAGGAAAGCUACAUUUCAGAAAUAUGGGUGAAAGUAUCUGAUUCAGAGAAUGAUGUAAGUUCGUCGGGGUAUGUCCUUCACUCUAUGUUCUGUAAAGCAUGUAUGAAUAAUUGCAAUAUAGGUUGCUCAAGUGAUUGUGAACCAUCGCCUUUAGAAUUUGAACUAAUAUCUCUUUAUAUCGAAAAUCUUAAUCUAUCAAUUGCAAAAUUGAUCAGUGAUGGAACAAAUGGGAGCACAGCAACAUUUAAUGGCAGUACUCAUUUCCUUCACGUUAUGGCUGUAAACGCAGCUGGUCUGAAGUCACAUGCUAUUUCUAAAGGUGUCAUGGUCGAUAUCACCCCUCCCGAAUUUAACUAUGUUCGUUGUGUAGAUCCAUUGUCACCAACCCAGGAACCGUCACUUUAUCAGGGUUCCAAUGACAGUUUGAGAGCUUACUGGGAUUGUGAUGAGGAUGUGGGGGAAAUAACUGAGUAUCGAAUUGAUGCUGGGACUCUCAAAGGUCUUGAUGACAUAAUCAGUGACAUGUCAGUUGGUGUUUCACGGAAAUUUCUUAUAUCAAAGUUAACCAUGCCACUUCAACACAGUCAAAGUUACUACAUUACUGUUAAAGCAAUAAAUUCUGCAGGAUUGCAGACAGAAGGAACCUGCAAUAUUACAGUGGAGCUUCUACCACCAGAUGUCCGAAAUUUGUCAGUUAAUAGUAUGUUUUCGCAAACGGAAGACGAAUCAUUUGAUAUUUCUAUGUCUCCUAAAGAAAUCGGUUUGGAGUGGGGCGGCGGUUCAUCGGAUAUUGAAUUCUAUGAAUGGCAGAUUGGUUCAAAAGAAGGUGGAGAUGAUGUGUUUCCCAGAGUUAAAGUAGGAAUUUCUAGCUCCAAGAAAGCAAAUAUAAGAAACGGAGAAUUGUGGAUCGACGAUGUGUCUUUAAAUGCAUCGGUCGGUGCAUACGCCCAGAUUAAUUCAACAAACACGACAAAUAAAAUAGACCAAUCGUUUUUUAAUAUGGAACCUGGUCUGUGUUUGCAUGUUGAAUUGUAUGCUGUUGGAAGAUCUCAUCUAUCAAGCAGUAUCAAUACAAAACCAACCUGUAUCAGUCGAAGCGGUGAUUUGGUCAUCGACUUUGCCAAAACAAAAUCUGUAGCAUUAAAGGACUCCGAAACAUUACAAUCUCUCGUGAAUUUAACAGGUCACGAAAGUAAAAUGCUGGCUGGAAUAUUGAGUAUGUCAGAUGUGAUUGAUGAUUAUGGAACUGCAGCAUCAGAUCAUUAUGCUCGAUAUAUUGUCAACCCCAUCCUGACUCAAAACCAGACACAGCGUACGCUAAAUCGCAGAUUUGUCGGUCAGAACGAACAAAUGUUUUAUUUAUCACCUUCCUCAAAGGAAGAACCCAACUUAGCGGCUGAUUUAAAGUUUGCUGUCGAAACGUACGAUCCAUCUGCAGAACGUCCAUUACUUAUUGCUUGGAUGAGAGAACAAAAUGAAUGGACAGACGUCGAAACCGUAUGCAGUAUCGCUGCUUCAGUUGAUUUCGAAACAGGCGUUAUGAGUAUCAAGAUAUGUGAUGAAGUUUUCCAGCAUGAAAACGAAAAACGUCGAUAUCGACGCAGCGCUGAAUCACCUCUUUACCAACCUCGGAUGUUUACGCUACGGAAAGGUUCCAAAUUUAUCCCAAACUUGAGCCCCACAAUUAUAACAAACAUUGUCAUUUGUGAGGAAGAUAGACCGAUAUCACAGCAAAUUAACGUAAGGGAUCCGGAUUUAGACCCCCUGCUUGUUUCGUUAUCGUCACCCCCUAGGCACGGGACAGCCGAUAUUACUAGUGAUGGUAUACUGAUAUACACACCACGAACUGAUUUUAGCGGCGAAGACGAAGUAAAAGUAAAGGUUGAUGAAGUAAACAUUACAUUUUCAUUGACUCCACACCAAAUCGAAAAAAGUAUCAAGAUAGUGGUUUUACCAAGAAAUGAUGAACCUGAACUUACCUUCUACAAAAGGUUACACUCCCUACAAAGUACGAAAAAUAACAUAACAUCUGAAGUCCUUCUCGAGGGGAAUGAAACAAGAAGCGUCUUUUAUGGGAUUUUAGUUCUAGAUGACGUUGAUGUAAAUAACACUGUGAAGUUAGGAUCUUUGUUCAAUAACACGGCAAGUAGUUUCUAUACUCUGAAAGAACAGGCAAAAAACGAGGUUUCGUUCUCCCAUAGAGGGGUUCAUAGAGAAUUCCAAAUAAGACACGAUAUCGACAAGACUUACAGUGGUUUAGCAACGUUUGCUGCUCGUGCUCACGAUGAGUUUGACGAUAAUAAAGUGUCUUUUAGCAAAGAAUUGAGGAUCAAUACAUAUCUAUUGAUCAAUCCAUGUAUCCAUGGGGUAUGUGCCAAUCAAACAGAAACAUCGUGCAUGGACAAGUCCCGAGCCUUCAGUUUCGAAAAUUACCGUUGUGAAUGUUCUCUGGGAUACCGAGGAGAGUGGUGUGAAAUUGACAUCAACGAAUGUUCUCCAAAUCCUUGCUCCGUAUUCUAUGACUGUCACAAUUUAAUCGGACGAUAUGAAUGUACUCUUAAUGGAGCAAAGACGUUUGGUUUGGCAGUUGGAUUCAUCAUCAUAAUUGCAACUAUUUUUGUUUUGAUUAGGCGUUGUAUCCUUAACAAACGACCACAAAACAACAAAAUUGGACCAACCCCUAUUUGGAAUGAGAAAAAGACAAGCAAGAAAACCAUCACAGAAGAUGCAGUUGAUCCACUCACUGCAGAAUUGUCCGUGGCACUUCCAGCUAUUUCUCCUGUGACACAUACUACUAACAAACGCGUAUUUUUCAAGCGACAAGAUAUUGAGGCUCAUUUGCGAUCUAAUGAUCAGAGUAGUACAUCGAGUAAUGAUAACGUCAACAAAGAAGAUCGAAAAACACAAUUGCAGGAAGAAGAUAUUGAAGCCAUAUUAUCUUCCGUGUCCUCCUACAAUGUUGCUGUUGGAAAAAUUAUGCCACCUCAUUUGCAGAAAUUCCAAAUCAAUAACAAAAGCCAGGGCAAGAUUGGUACCAAUUCUUCUCAAACUUAAUACGAACAUGAACUUGGAAUCUAUGAAAACGGCAUGUAUGUCAUGAAAGUACAUUUAAUCAGACUUUUCUAUAGAAUUUUUGUAGCCUAGUACAAAUAAUAAUUAUAUUAAACUUUAUCUGCAUUCAU
Molecule: messenger RNA, 10048 nt
Organism: Ostrea edulis (European flat oyster)
Lineage: Eukaryota; Metazoa; Mollusca; Bivalvia; Ostreida; Ostreidae
Exons: 17
Coding region: 159-9920 (3253 amino acids)
Molecular function (GO): calcium ion binding; protein binding
Source: RefSeq, a predicted model, not a curated record